AUGUCCAGCUGGGACUUGCCACCAGAUUACCCCCUCAGCUCAGACUUUGUGAGGAGAUUAAAGUCUGCUCUGGCCACUGGGGACAAGGACAUGGUGCAGGAACUGAUCUGCACUGAAGCGGAGCCCGUGGACGCCGUGAUAGAGCUGGCUAAUGACGACUGGAUGAAGGAGCCCUCAGCUCAGUUGCCCACGGGUGCACUGCUAGGAGACCUGGACCAUAUUCGAUCCCUCAUGGACCAGUUCUUCCAGGAUGCCAACGUAGUGUUUGAGAUCAGUAAUGGAGAGAUGGAAUGGCAGGUGACAUCCUUGGCCACCUUUGGGCUCUCAGGCCUCUGGACCCUGGAGUACAAGCGGGAACUCACCACGCCGCUGUGCAUCGCUGCGGCCCACGGCCACGUGCUCUGCGUGAGACACCUUCUCGGUCGCAGCGCUGAUCCGGAUGCCAGCCCCGGAGGUCGUGGUGCCCUACACGAGGCCUGCCUCGGGGGGCAUACCGCCUGUGCCCAGCUGCUGUUGCAGCACGGGGCAGACCCAGAUCUGCUCAACGCAGAGGGCCUGGCACCCCUGCACCUGUGCCGCACGCCGGCCUCUCUGGGGUGCGCGCAGGCACUUCUGGAACACGGUGCGACAGUACAGCUGGAGUGCGGCCCUGGCCGGGACACACCGCUGCACGUGGCGGCCCAGCACGGCUUGGACGAGCACGCGCAACUCUACCUGGCCCGCGGCGCGCGCGUGGACGCGAGGAACGGCCGCGGCGAGACUGCCUUGAGCGCGGCGUGCGGAGCGGCGACGCGGAGCCCCGACGAACGGGCGCGCUGCCUGCGCCUGUGCGAGCUCCUGCUGCGCGGCGGCGCGGCGGCAGACACGCGCGACGAGGACGAGCGCAGCCCGCUACACAAGGCCUGCGGCCGCGCGCGCCCCAGUCUGUGCACGCUCCUGCUGCUGCACGGCGCCGACGCGGGCGCGCUCGACUACGGUGGCGCGUCGCCGCUGGCGCGCGCGCUGCAAACGACCACGUGCGCGCCCCCGGCAGCGCAACACCGCACGGUGCAAGCUCUGCUCAACUAUGGAUCCCCCUCGGUGUGGCCCGACGCCUUCCCCAAGGUGCUGAGGACCUGUGCACAGGUGCCCGCUGUCGUCGAAGUUUUGUUCAACUCCUACGCUCAACUGCGUGUUUCUGAGUCCUGGCUGGAGGUGGUUCCUGAAGAAGUAUUCCAGAAGCACGAGCCUUUCUACAGGUCCUUCUUCGCCUUGGCACACACCCCGCGCUGCCUGCAGCACCUCUGCCGCAGUACCAUCCGAAAACUCUUCGGCAAGAAGUGCUUCUACCUUGUGCCCUAUCUGCCCUUACCUGAGACCCUGCAAAAGUAUCUGCUUUUGGAGCCUGAGGGUGUUUUGCGUUGAAACCACAGCCCUGGCACCAGGGUUCUUCUCUGCUUCUUUGUCUUUCUGCGGAGGCCACUGUGUGCCAGGCACAGCACGCUGGGGGUGCACAUCCAGCCCCCUCCAUCUCUCAAGUGACCCAGGGAGGCACAGACUCACAGCCUUAAAUUCACUCUGAAAUGGAAUUGGAAAUAAAACCAUCUGUGUUAUUGGAGCUGGAGAGAUGAGCAGGCAGUUAAAAGCACUGUCUGCUGUUGCAGAGGACCUAGGUUCAAUUCCCAGCACUCACAACCAACCCUAACUCCAGUUCAGGGGAUCUAGGGCCCUCUUGGUGAUGUGGAAUUUCCCUC
Molecule: messenger RNA, 1733 nt
Organism: Microtus ochrogaster (prairie vole)
Lineage: Eukaryota; Metazoa; Chordata; Mammalia; Rodentia; Cricetidae
Product: ankyrin repeat and SOCS box protein 18
Biological process (GO): positive regulation of protein catabolic process; protein ubiquitination
Molecular function (GO): protein binding
Source: RefSeq, a predicted model, not a curated record